GCCUUCUUCACAAGGGUUCUCUAACUGACAGCCGGGGCCGGUAGCUAAGCGAGUUAGCCUAACCGCUUAGAGGAGUUCUCAAGGUUUCACAGCUAGAAUUGAGCCUGUAAACCUGUAUUCCUUCGAGAACUACGUAUUUAUGGUAGAGUGUGGUUUCCCCGUCUCACGUUAGUGAACGUCAGCUGAAAUAAGGUCCUCCCUGAAUAACUGACUUCGCAGUGUGUGGCUAGCUAGCAAAGAAGAGGGUGGGGACAAAAAACUUCUAAAACCUCGCCCAGCGUUUGCUUCAUUCCGGCAGGCACCUACUACGUUGGCGGUGUGAAAGUUCCACACCACGACACCAGGUAACAGUUAAUUAUUCAACGGGAGACGGACACAGCUGUGUCGACUGAGGGCAGAAAUCCGCAAUCAUGUUCCGAAAAAACUUGAAGAAGGACCCCGAGCUGUUCCAGAACGUGUCGGAGGGGCUGCGGCGGCUCUACCGGACCAAACUGUUCCCCCUGGAGGACACGUAUCGAUUCCACGACUUCCACUCCCCUGCGCUCGAAGAUGCCGACUUCGACAACAAACCCAUGGUCCUCCUGGUGGGCCAGUACUCCACCGGCAAGACCACCUUCAUCCGCCACCUCAUGGAACAGGACUUCCCCGGUAUGCGGAUUGGCCCCGAGCCGACCACGGACUCUUUCAUCGCUGUGAUGCACGGGGAACAGGACGGGGUGAUCCCCGGUAACGCUCUGGUGGUCGACCCCAAGAAGCCAUUCCGCAAACUCAACGCCUUCGGCAACGCGUUUCUGAACAGGUUCAUGUGUGCCCAGAUGCCUAACCCCGUCCUGGAGAGCAUCAGUAUCAUCGACACUCCUGGAAUUCUGUCUGGGGAGAAGCAGAGGAUAAGCAGAGGUUACGACUUUGCCGCAGUGCUGGAGUGGUUUGCGGAGCGCGUGGACCGCAUCAUCCUCCUGUUCGACGCCCACAAGUUGGACAUCUCUGACGAGUUCUCCGAGGUCAUCCGCGCUCUCAAAAACCACGAGGACAAAAUGCGCGUGGUGCUGAACAAGGCGGACCAGAUCAGCACCCAGCAGCUGAUGAGGGUCUACGGAGCACUGAUGUGGUCUUUAGGAAAAAUCAUCAACACACCUGAGGUGGUGCGCGUGUACAUCGGAUCGUUCUGGGCUCAGCCCCUGUUGGUCCCAGACAACAGGAAGCUGUUUGAGGCAGAGGAGCAGGACCUGUUCUUGGACAUCCAGUCGCUGCCACGUAAUGCAGCUCUACGCAAACUCAAUGACCUCAUCAAACGAGCCCGGCUCGCCAAGGUACAGGCCUACAUUAUCAGCUCUCUAAAGAAAGAUAUGCCGGCUGUGUUUGGGAAGGAAUCCAAGAAGAAGGAACUGAUAGCCAACCUGGGGGAGAUCUACCACAGGAUUGAAAAGGAGCACCAGAUCUCCCCUGGAGAUUUCCCCAAACUCACAAAGAUGCAGGAGCAAUUGAACGGCCAGGACUUCACUAAGUUUGCAGUAUUGAAGCCCAAGCUGUUGGAGGCCGUGGAGGACAUGCUGGCUAACGACAUUGCUCGCCUCAUGGCCAUGGUGCGCCAGGAGGAGGCUUCCAUGCCCAGCCAGUCUGUCAAGGGUGGAGCUUUCGAGGGAACCAGGAAUGGGCCCUUCGGUCAUGGCUACGGCGAGGGGGCCAGCGAAGGCAUCGACGAGCUGGAGUGGGUGGUGGGUCGCGACAAGCCCACGUACGACGAGAUCUUCUACACCCUCUCUCCAAUCAACGGCAAAGUGUCCGGCGCCGCAGCCAAGAAGGAGAUGCUGAAGUCCAAGCUGCCCAACACGGUCUUGGGAAAAAUCUGGAAGCUGGCGGACGUGGAUAAAGACGGCCUUCUCGAUGACGAGGAGUUUGCCCUGGCCAACCACCUGAUCAAAGUGAAGCUGGAGGGCCACGAGCUGCCGCCAACGCUCCCGGGACACCUCGUGCCCCCCUCCAAACGCGGGAUGGUCACGGAGGACUAGCAGGGGAGAACCGAGCGGAAGGGAGGGGGCGGCUUGGAGGCCAGCCGUGUCAACGCUUUGCAUCAUCUUCAGGACUCUUCAGACCAAAGUCCGGCCACAAGCAUGAACGCCGUCGCCCUCAUCGUGCCGUGAGCCUCCAGGCUAUUUGACACACCAUGUGAUCGCUUUCACCAGAGAGAGACUGGAGGGGUUCCGGGGGGAGGGAGGUGGGCGGGAGGGCCGUCUUUGUGCAUUAGGGGAUAAUGUUUAGUUAUGUUAGAAAUCCAUUGGGGGGGGGUCAUGGACGGAUUUGUCUAUUAAGCAUUCAGUCAAUAAUAUUAUAUGUUGAUCCAAAGAAAUAUAGUUUUUUUUUUUCCAUUUGGAGAGUGAAAGAGGAAAUAAAUCAAAAUAGUUGUUAUAAUUGUUUUAUCUAUAUUUUUGUAUUUCCUGACUUAACUUUGACUCUUUCCAAAUGCUUCCCUUUUUAUUAUUUUGCCAGAUAAAUAAAAAGGAUUACUGUACCAUCUGA
Messenger RNA from Pungitius pungitius (ninespine stickleback), 2517 nucleotides. RefSeq names its product EH-domain containing 1a (gene ehd1a). NCBI's taxonomy places the organism in Eukaryota, Metazoa, Chordata, Actinopteri, Perciformes, Gasterosteidae. Gene Ontology annotation, biological process: endocytosis; endosomal transport. The record is from RefSeq and is a predicted model, not a curated record. The transcript has 6 exons. Bases 411 to 2009 code for a protein of 532 amino acids. Gene Ontology annotation, molecular function: GTP binding; calcium ion binding; protein binding. Gene Ontology annotation, cellular component: cytoplasm; plasma membrane.